Messenger RNA from Colletotrichum destructivum, 2699 nucleotides. RefSeq lists its product as uncharacterized. The record is from RefSeq and is a predicted model, not a curated record. Lineage: Eukaryota; Fungi; Ascomycota; Sordariomycetes; Glomerellales; Glomerellaceae. The transcript is spliced from 3 exons. Bases 681 to 2357 code for a protein of 558 amino acids.
CUUCCAUCGCUGAUUCUUUACAGGUACGAAACCCCGCGUUGGACAGGACCAGGGCUCUGUUUAGCGGGCGCAUCAGGGCGAUCCCAGCGCACUACUGCUACUUCCACUGCAACUGGCCGCGUGCCCAUUCGCUCGCCUCUUUCCCUUGUCCGUCAUUUGUAGAAUUGAAGGCUGGAACCCGAACAGCACUCCAAAUCCGACUUCCAACCAACCAACUUCCGUCAUCCGCCGGCCUGCUGACGACACACCUUCGAUCCGCGACGACGGUCGUUCGUUCGUGCCAGUAUCGCAUGGCUCUUUGUCCUGUCGUCGGUCACUCUCGCCUCUGCGCCCUCUCGACAAAGCCAGAGCUUCAAGUUCGUUUGUGACACCCGACAACUGACGACCGAUCACAUCCUGGCCACACACAGGCCUCCCACCAGCCGCGACAUCGUUCCCCAUCGAUCGGCACCCGGCAUCCCGCUCCCUGGCCUACACAUUGCAUUGUUUGCACGCCCACACAACCCCUCCGAACUGACCGUCCGCCGAAUCCACAAAUCCCCCCUCAAAACCGCGGCCAAUCCUCCCGCCGCUUUCCUCCCGCUGGCGUUUACGGGCAGCAUACUGGGAGAGUCGAACUCAACAAGCUGCUGUCCCCCGGCUAGCGCCCGUCUCGCAGGGUUUGUCACUGCCGACGAAGCAUGUCGUCACAGCGGCCAGGCCCGAGCCGAAAUUCCCAGAGGCGCGAAAACGACGACUACCCGCCCUUACCACCGCAUCGCAGACUCUCUUUGCCGCCACCUCUUCCCUCGGAUCAUGCGACACACCCUCCACAAUCACGCCGACAUCCCUGGGAACCCGAGGUCCACACGUCCCAAGACCAGACCGAAUCAUAUCUCCACCUCAGGCGGCACAUGGCAGAUAUAAACUUCCAGGCCGAAUACGACGAGCUAGUGGGAAACAGCUUGAGUGGCUUCACGGCUUUCAUGUCCGCUGCGCAUGAUGAUUUUGGUUUCUCUCGAGAUAGCAUCCAGAACCGGAGUCAGGAAUCCAAUGUACUCGACACACUACAGAACGAUCAGCGAGACGGCGAUAGUCGACGACAACCCCUCCAAUUGCCACCCGUCUUCGGUUACACGACCGUUCGAUCACUAAGUGGCCGUCAGCGACUCGACGGCACGGAAGACGAUGUAGAGGCUGUCCGAGCUCUGUGGAAUCGCAGAGCUCAAUACAGCUCGUCGCCCUUUUCGCCACCCAGGAUGCCUCCCAACUUAUCGCCGCCCAACCUAUCCCCACUCCCUCCCUCAGAAGAGCCCCCUGAGGAGAACCGGAGAGUGAAGAGGAGGAAGCUGGACUCGGAGCGUGCUUCCCAGAGCUUCAGAGGAUUUCGGUAUGGGCGAUACGGGCAAGUUGAGCCCGGCCAGCUCAAGAUGGAAAUUUUAAGUUGUGACGGGGGACUGUACGAAAACGCCUCCCUGCAUGCCUAUGGAAACAUUCUGAAGGACGACAAGACUGUGUAUUGCACACAAUCAAACCGUUGCAACAUCAUUUUGCAGCAUCAGGGCGCAACGGUGUUUACAUUGAAGGAGCUCGUGAUCAAAGCGCCUUCAUCAAACUACUCGUCGCCUGUACGGGAGGGAAUGGUGUUUGUUUCCAUGAACCAAGACGAGACGCUUAAACGCACAGCGCAGUACGAGAUACAAUACGCCCCAUCGAGGUCAGGUCGUCCAUCAGCAACAAGAGCGCUGGCCCCCAUCAUCUCGAUACGGCACCACGAGGAUGGCACAACCGUCACCAGAACACAUACGCGGCAAAGGCGGCUAUACAGCUUAGGUCAUGACGACGAAGAGAACAUGCAAAGGACGGCGCAAAUCCCCACGGAGUUUUCCUCGCACCUACCGCCCUUCGACAUCACAACCGAGUGCAGUUAUGAGGAGACCGAUGACGAGGACACCCCGAGGAACCCCGUCAAUCGGCGAGCACCCAAUAGGAUUGGGUCCCUGCCGUUUGAGAGCGACAGCAGCGAUGAUGGUAAUCCGUUUGCCUCGGACGAGUAUGGCUUCGAAGACUACUCCUUCGCGAACAGGCGUCGGGAUGCUGCCGACAUGUCGGCGGAGGUUGCCGGGGCGAACCAGACGGCAACGCAGGAGGCUGUGCGAGCUGUUGGCGGCGAGCUGAUGGCCCCUCAUGCCAAGUUCUUCAUCGAAAAGGACAAGAGCAAGUGUACCAUACGGUUUGAUCCCCCUGUUUCUGGGCGGUUCCUACUCCUGAAGAUGUGGAGUAGCAGCCGGGCAUCCGGCAGCAACAUUGACAUUCAAGCGGUACUCACCAAAGGAUUUGCGGGACCGAGGUAUUUCCCCGCGGUGGAGUUACGAUGAGACCAUUUAGGGUGUAGUUGGUCACGAGGUACUGCUACGAGUUCCAUAAUGACGGCGGGAUGGCUGCAUUCGAGUGACGAUUAUUACGGAGUUCUUGGUGUUGAGCCACGGAUGGCUGGGUUAAUCGGGUGUGACAAGGACGUCGCUCAUCAUAUACCACGUGCAACCAUGCCAGUAUUAACAAUCGAUUGGAGUUUUUGGUUUCAUAUUGAAGUCCCGAUUCUGUUGAAGUCGUGGGAUAUGAGAUGAACCCAAUCUGGCUGCUCUGUAAAAUUGAUUGGUAGGCGGCCACUGAUCUCAUCGUAGCAGACCAUAACAUUUCCAUAUUGCAACUACAUCGGU